This is a messenger RNA of Erigeron canadensis, 1445 nucleotides long. RefSeq lists its product as uncharacterized. The transcript has 6 exons. NCBI's taxonomy places the organism in Eukaryota, Viridiplantae, Streptophyta, Magnoliopsida, Asterales, Asteraceae. Gene Ontology annotation, molecular function: lipid binding. The coding region runs from base 56 to 1336 and encodes 426 amino acids. The record is from RefSeq and is a predicted model, not a curated record.
UUUUUACAUACCCAUGUCAUAAUCUUUACAUAUAUAUUCAUGGUUAUAUCAAAGCAUGAAUCUUGUUGGGUCUUUUUUCAAUAUUUUAACUUUCUAUGAGAUUUUAAGGACACCCACAAGAGGUUUUCUUGUUUUAGAGAUGUUGGUAUAUGUUGGUUUUGUUUUGAUUGCUUUCUUGUUUGGAAUUAUGGUUGGAUGGGCAUGGAAACCCAUAUGGGUUAGCUUUGGAAAUUGCACAUUUGAUAAUGGUUUGCAAGUUAAGAAUCAAAUGGUUGAGUCAACCCAUGACCAUGACCAUGACCAACAAUUGGUUCAAGUUGAGACCAAUCUUGAUUUUGGGUCUAAAAAAUUGGACAAUUCAAGUUGCAGUUCAUCGGCUGUCAAUAAAGAUGAGGGUUAUAUUAAAGAUGAAGACUUGAGACAUCUAUGGCAUCUUGUUGAGAAGAGAGAUGGAGGUCCCCCAUGGAAACACAUGAUGGACGGGUCAACUUCAACGAUGGCCUACCAAGCAUGGCAAAGAGCCCCAGAGAGGGGUCCUCCACAGUAUUGCAGCGUAACGGUUUAUGAAGAUGCUACACCUGAAUUAUUAAGGGACUUCUUUUGGGAUGACGACUUGCGUCUAAAGUGGGAUGAUAUGCUUUUACAUGCGACAAUCCUAGAAGAAUUUCCGGAAAUAGGAGCUAGUGUUGUACAUUGGAUACGCAGGUUCCCUUUGUUUUGCAGUGAUAGAGAAUAUACAAUCGCACGACGAAUUUGGGAACUAGACGGGUCAUUUUACUGUGUGACAAAGGGAGUGCCAUGUCCUACAGUCCCAAGAAAGCAGAAGCCACGACGUGUUGAUGUUUAUUAUUCAAGUUGGUUUAUACAACCAGUGAAAUCAAAGAAAGGGAAUGACACCCGGCCUGCCUGUGAAGUGACAUUCUUCCAUCAUGAAGACAUGGGCAUCCCAUGGGAAAUUGCAAAACUUGGAGUAAGGCAAGCUAUGUGGGGAACAGCAAAGAAGAUUGAGCAAGGGUUCAGGUGGUACCAAAAAGAAAGAGCUAGUUUGAAGACCAUAUCACACCAUAUAGAAAUGGCCCGAAUGAGCACCAAAAUCGAUCAAAACUACUUGAACCAUUUAGAAUCUGAUGACAAUGAAGACAUGGCUAAGAACGAAGUAGCAGACCAGCAAGAGAAGCAAACAGGGUUGACCAUUCCUAAGCUUCUAGUUAUUGGUGGAGCAGUCAUCCUUGCCUGUACUCUUAACCGUGGGCUCUUGACAACGACCGUCGUAUUUAAGGUUGCAAAAAAAUUUGGAAACUUGGGAAAGCGAGCAUUCCCAACAACACAGUUAUAAUAUACACACAUAGACACAAGUACUUAGAGUUACAAUAAUAUGUUGAUAUACUGUAUUUCAGUAAAUUCUUAUAUACAUUGUCAAUAUAAAUUAGUCUUUCCAAAUGCUA